GCAUCUUUUUUGUCGAAACGAAUUUCCGUGGAUGACAGUCAAGUGGAUUUGAACAUUUGGGAUACGGCGGGGCAAGAGAAAUUCCAUGCCCUGGGACCAAUUUAUUAUCGAGACAGUCACGGUGCGCUGCUUAUAUACGAUAUCACCGAUCAACAUUCUUUCGAAAAGGUUUGA
Molecule: messenger RNA, 174 nt
Organism: Anisakis simplex (herring worm)
Lineage: Eukaryota; Metazoa; Nematoda; Chromadorea; Rhabditida; Anisakidae
Source: the annotation of a GenBank genome assembly